This is a messenger RNA of Sycon ciliatum, 2361 nucleotides long. RefSeq lists its product as uncharacterized. The transcript has 9 exons. The record is from RefSeq and is a predicted model, not a curated record. NCBI's taxonomy places the organism in Eukaryota, Metazoa, Porifera, Calcarea, Leucosolenida, Sycettidae. Gene Ontology annotation, molecular function: protein binding. The coding region runs from base 1 to 2361 and encodes 786 amino acids.
AUGCACUCACAUCACCAUCACCACAGCGAGGACAAUUCCAUACCUGUGUCGAUCUCUCUACCAGCAGUAGACCCACUGGCUAGCAGUUAUUCAGUGGAAGUUCUGUUAUUCAACACGAGCAGUGGUGAAUAUCAGAGUGUGUCGAGAGAGGAUAAUUUGAGAUUUGGUGAUUUCCCGCACGUCGUACCAUCUGGUGUUGUCAGUGGUUCUCAGUAUGUAACAAUUGUCACAGGUAAUCUAGCAGAUGGAAGUCAACGUUCCAUCCAGUUUGUCUCUUUGACUGCUGAGCCAAUCGGAGUGCAACGUGAUUUAUUGAUGUGGCCAAGUGAUGGUGGUGUGUCCAUUAUGGAUGUUGACCUUGGUAGAAGUCAUGUUAGUAUUACGUUGCCAGAACUGAGUGAGUCUCAGAGAAGUGACUAUUCCGAUUUUGAAGUGGAGUAUCAAAGGAUUGGAGACAGUAGUUGGAUAUCUGCUGGCAGUGUGUCAACAUCAGAGAAGACAUUUGUUCUGUCGGAGAAUCUUGAUGCUGGUAACUAUGUAGUACGAGUUCGUGGAACAGACGGCAGCACUGUUCAUUCAGAGCAUACUCCUCAUCUUCAAUUCUUCACCACCGGCAAAGUACCUGUGUCGAUCUCUCUACCAGCAGUAGACCCACUGGCUAUCAGUUAUUCUGUAGAAGUUCUGCUAUUCAACACGAGCACUGGUGAAUAUCAGAGUGUGUCGAGAGAGGAUAAUUUGAGAGUUGGUGAUUUCCCGCACGGCGUACCAUCUGGUGUUGUCAGUGGUUCUCAGUAUGUAACAAUUGUCACAAGUAAUCUAGCAGAUGGAAGUCAACGUUCCAUCCAGUUUGUCUCUUUGACUGCUGAGCCAAUCGGAGUGCAACGUGAUUUAUUGAUGUGGCCAAGUGAUGGUGGUGUGUCCAUUAUGGAUGUUGACCUUGGUAGAAGUCAUGUUAGCAUUACAUUGCCAGAACUGAGUGAGUCUCAGAGAAGUGACUAUUCCGAUUUUGAAGUGGAGUAUCAAAGGAUUGGAGACAGUAGUUGGAUAUCUGCUGGCAGUGUGUCAACAUCAGAGAAGACAUUUGUUCUGUCGGAGAAUCUUGAUGCUGGUAACUAUGUAGUACGAGUUCGUGGAACAGACGGCAGCACUGUUCAUUCAGAGCAUACUCCUCAUCUUCAAUUCUUCACCACCGGCAAAGUACCUGUGUCGAUCUCUCUACCAGCAGUAGACCCACUGGCUAUCAGUUAUUCUGUAGAAGUUCUGCUAUUCAACACGAGCACUGGUGAAUAUCAGAGUGUGUCGAGAGAGGAUAAUUUGAGAGUUGGUGAUUUCCCGCACGGCGUACCAUCUGGUGUUGUCAGUGGUUCUCAGUAUGUAACAAUUGUCACAAGUAAUCUAGCAGAUGGAAGUCAACGUUCCAUCCAGUUUGUCUCUUUGACUGCUGAGCCAAUCGGAGUGCAACGUGAUUUAUUGAUGUGGCCAAGUGAUGGUGGUGUGUCCAUUAUGGAUGUUGACCUUGGUAGAAGUCAUGUUAGCAUUACAUUGCCAGAACUGAGUGAGUCUCAGAGAAGUGACUAUUCCGAUUUUGAAGUGGAGUAUCGAAGGAUUGGAGACAGUAGUUGGAUAUCUGCUGGCAGUGUGUCAACAUCAGAGAAGACAUUUGUUCUGUCGGAGAAUCUUGAAGCCGGUAACUAUGAAGUACGAGUUCGUGCAACAGACGGCAGCACUGUUCAUUCAGAGCAUACUCCUCAUCUUCAAUUCUUCACCACCGGCAAAAUACCUGUGUCAAUCUCUCUACCAUCAGUAGACCCACUGGCUAUCAGUUAUUCAGUAGAAGUUCUGUUGUUCAACACGAGCAGUGGUAAAUAUCAGAGUGUAUCGAGAGAGGAUAAUUUGAGAGUUGGUGAUUUCCCGCACGGCGUACCAUCUGGUGUUGUCAGUGGUUCUCAGUAUGUAACAAUAGUCACAAGUAAUCUAGCAGAUGGAAGUCAACGUUCCAUCCAGUUUGUCUCUUUGAUUGCUGAGCCAAUCGGAGUGCAACGUGAUUUAUUGAUGUGGCCAAGUGAUGGUGGUGUGUCCAUUAUGGAUGUUGACCUUGGUAGAAGUCAUGUUAGCAUUACAUUGCCAGAACUGAGUGAGUCUCAGAGAAGUGACUAUUCCGAUUUUGAAGUGGAGUAUCGAAGGAUUGGAGACAGUAGUUGGAUAUCUGCUGGCAGUGUGUCAACAUCAGAGAAGACAUUUGUUCUGUCGGAGAAUCUUGAAGCUGGUAACUAUGAAGUACGAAUUCGUGCAACAGACGGCAGCACUGUUCAUUCAGAGCAUACUCCUCAUCUUCAAUUCUUCACCACCGGCAAAAGUUAG